This is a messenger RNA of Solenopsis invicta (red fire ant), 1218 nucleotides long. RefSeq names its product tetratricopeptide repeat protein 1 (gene Ttc1). The record is from RefSeq and is a predicted model, not a curated record. The transcript is spliced from 4 exons. Bases 229 to 1065 code for a protein of 278 amino acids. Lineage: Eukaryota; Metazoa; Arthropoda; Insecta; Hymenoptera; Formicidae. Gene Ontology annotation, molecular function: protein binding.
UCGUACACAACGAGACUCUCGUGACGAUCGUGACACUUCAGGAAGAAACGUCAGGUGACGUCAGGGUUAAAUUGCGAAGCGCGCGUGUGUGUACGUUUAUUUUCUCUUUUUGAGACAGAUUCCAGAUUGUUUUCGUCGCACAGCUGAUGUGCGUGUACACACGCGCAUCGUCACGUCGACUCGUCGUCGAGAAUUCUUUAUGACGUUCGCUUAACGCUACACCGAACGAUGGCGAGUGCGAAUGACAAAUCGGAGAGGCUCCAAUCCAACGAGGAGGUUAUCGAGGAGCUCACCAAAGAUCUGGAAAGUUCCUGCGUCCGAGAAGGCGGUGAUCAAAAAGAGGACGGCUCCUCUGUCACGCGAUCGAAGGACGCGAGACUCGACGGGGAUUCCUGGGACGUUCUAGAUAAGGAACGCAACGAGGAUAGCGAUGACAACGCACAAAAUACAGAACCACUGGAGGACGUGGACGAGGUGCUCCUUAAGGACAGAGAUCUGUCGCUUACGGAAAGCGAGCAGGAGGUGUUGAAAUGUGAAGCAGAGAAUCUGAAGCAGGUGGGCAAUGAUCUUUUUAAGAGCGGCGAAUACGUACAGGCAAUAUCGCAGUACACGCAGGGACUGCAAACUUGUCCUUUGGUAUAUAGCAAAGAAAGAGCUAUAUUGUAUGCGAAUAGGGCAGCAGCAAAAGCAAAGUGUCAGACAGAGAAGGAUUCGGCGAUAUCCGAUUGUUCCAAAGCUAUUGAAUUAAAUUCAAGUUAUGUAAAGGCAUAUAUAAGAAGAGCGCAGUUAUAUGAGGAGACGGAAAAAUUAGAUGAGGCAUUAGAAGAUUUCAAGAAAGUAUUGACAUUUGACUCUAGUCACAUAGAAGCUAAUCAUGCUGUCAGGAGGCUACCUCCGUUAAUCAACGAAAGAAACGAAAAGCUGAAAACGGAAAUGUUGGGUAAACUGAAGGAUCUAGGGAACAUGGUUUUGAAACCUUUUGGUCUUUCCACGAAUAACUUUGAACUGGAGAAGGAUCCCAACAGUGGUGGCUAUUCCGUAAAGUUUCAUCAGAACCCCAUGUAACAAGCUAGUUAUAUGUUUCUUAUUCAUAAAAAAAAAACUGGAUAAAAGUGUCCUCUUUAUCUGUAAGAUAUUAAGAUAUAUUUAUAUAUUCUACACGAAUCCCAUUAUGAAUUUUAUUCCUAGCUAUACAAUUAAAUAUAAAUAUUAACGAAA